Molecule: messenger RNA, 1095 nt
Organism: Athalia rosae (coleseed sawfly)
Lineage: Eukaryota; Metazoa; Arthropoda; Insecta; Hymenoptera; Athaliidae
Product: peptidyl-prolyl cis-trans isomerase E
Exons: 4
Coding region: 110-997 (295 amino acids)
Biological process (GO): protein peptidyl-prolyl isomerization; protein folding
Cellular component (GO): intracellular membrane-bounded organelle
Molecular function (GO): RNA binding; peptidyl-prolyl cis-trans isomerase activity
Source: RefSeq, a predicted model, not a curated record
GUGCAACAACGCUUGUGCCGGCAAAAGUUGUAUGUGUCCCGAAUUCUUGUUCUAUCAAUUGCCUUUGAUGAUUGUGUCCAGAUUCAUUAUUUGAGAAGAAUUAUUAAAUAUGACCAGUAACGCCAAAAGAACUAUAUACGUUGGUGGAUUGGCCGAAGAGGUUGACGAAAAAGUGCUUCACGCUGCUUUUAUCCCCUUUGGAGAAAUUGUAGACGUUCAAAUUCCCCUUGAUUAUGAAUCUGAAAAACACCGGGGUUUUGCUUUCAUCGAAUUUGAGGUAGCAGAAGAUGCAGCUGCAGCUAUCGAUAACAUGAAUGAUUCUGAGCUUUUUGGAAGAACAAUCAGAGUGAACAUAGCAAAACCGCAAAAGAUAAAGGAAGGCUCUUCGAAACCUGUUUGGGCAGAUGAUACCUGGCUUCAAGAGCACGCUGGAGAAACUCUUGAGACUGAUGAUUCUGCAGCAAAAGUAGAGAGUGGACCACCACCAGCCAAAAAAGGGAAACAAAACCCUCAGGUUUAUUUUGACAUCAGCAUAGGGAAACAAGAGCUUGGACGAAUUAUCAUGAUGCUAAGAGCAGACAUUGUGCCUAAGACUGCAGAAAAUUUUAGAUGCUUAUGCACACAUGAAAAAGGAUACGGAUAUCAGGGCAGCAUUUUACACAGAAUUAUUCCAGAUUUCAUGUGCCAAGGAGGAGAUUUCACUAACCACAACGGAACUGGAGGGAAAUCAAUUUAUGGCAAUAAGUUCGAUGACGAAAAUUUUGAGCUCAAGCAUACGGGACCUGGAACUUUAUCAAUGGCAAAUUCUGGUCCUAAUACGAAUGGUUCCCAGUUUUUCAUGUGCACAGCCAGAACCGACUGGCUCGAUGGAAAACAUGUGGUUUUUGGGCAUGUUCUUAGUGGACUCGAUGUACUCAAAAAAAUGGAAAAGUGUGGAACUAAGGGAGGUACUCCGACGCAGAAAGUAGUUAUUACUGCAUGUGGUGAACUCACGUGAUCUUGACGAGAUUAGAAGUAACAAUGGAAAGUUUCGGGGAAUAGCUUCUCUGUACAAAUCGAAAAAAGAGAAUGGAUUUUUGACUGUAGAAACAGCCA